UGGAAGCCAGCAGGGCUUAGGAGAGAGGGAGGAGUCGGAACACCCGGGUCCCCUGCCUCUACCCUGCUUUUUCCUCCGGGAUGAAAUGUGAGCCUGGGUGGCUGCGGAUGCCAGAGCUACGCCUCCCCUCCGGCCCUGCGCGCCCACAGCCCCGACCUGCGGCCCAGCCCGGACGCCCCACACCGGCCAGGCUCCCAGCCAGGGCUCCCUGGACCAUGGCCGGAUCUCCGCUUCGUCCUGCUCUCUCCAUCUGACCCGUCCACCUCCUCUCUCUAUCCCUCCUGGUUCCUGGCUCUCCUUGUGCUCCACUGUGUCCUUCCAGACGCGCCACGUCGGGCCACCGGCUUGGAUGGACCUGCAGCGGCCGCCCGGGCGUCCAGGGGUCUUGCUUCCAAAGUUAGUCCUGCUGUUUGUCUACGCAGAUGAUUGCGUUGCUCAGUGUGGCAAAGACUGCCGCUCGUACUGCUGCGAUGGACACACACCAUACUGCUGUUCCUACUACGCCUAUAUUGGAAACAUUCUCUCGGGCACUGCGAUUGCGGGCAUCGUGUUUGGAAUCGUGUUCAUCAUGGGGGUUAUUGCAGGAAUCGCCAUCUGCAUCUGCAUGUGCAUGAAGAACAACAGGAGGACUCGGGGGCUCCACCCCCCUACACUUAUGACCAUGAGAUGGAAUACCAUGUGGACUUGCCUCCUCCAUACUCCCCAACACCACAGGCUUCAGUACAAUAUUCUCCACCCCCUCCGUAUCCUGGAAAUUCAAGAAAAUAAUCCCCCUUGGACAGUGUUAGUGUUAAUCAGUGGUCUUGCCUGGAACAAAAUGCCUCACCUCAGAAAAAUGCAGAAAAUGAUUGCCCUGAGGAAUACUUCGGGGGGGUCAGAUCACAACUCAGAUGGAAUGCCCAUAUUAUAAAAUGCUGCGUUUCCACCCUGCUCAGAGCUGACACCGUGUGCAGCGCUCUAUCCAGCUCUAUGGAAUUACAUGUUGAGAGAUCUAUUGAUCUCCUUAAGUACAUUCAGGGAAGAAUAAUGAAAUUGACAGAACAGCUGAUUAGCCUGUUGUUUAAGGAAGAGCUGAAGGACAUUUCAGUAUUGAUCCUGGAAAAGAGAAGACAGAAGUGGGCCAUGAGCAUUGCCUGUCCCGUAAAAGGAAGCAGCUUUAUUCUCUGUAGCUUUAAAAGUCAAAUGUAGAAUUUUUCAUUAUUUCAUUCACCAAGAAGUAUAUCCUGAAUACCUCAUAGUCUGCUGUGUGCCUGGCACUGCUUUACGGGCACUGGGUGGAGGUUAAUGGGGAAUUGGGGUUUUGGUAUAGUCAUACCUCAUUUAUUGCACUUUGCAUAAUUGCACUUUUCAGAUAUCACAUAUUAUUUUUUUUACAAACUUAGUGUUUGUGGCAAUCCUUUGAGGAGCAAGUCCAUCAGUGCCAUUUUGGCAAUAGCACAUGCUAACUUCACGUCUUUGUUUCAUAGUUUACAAAUAUGAUAUUUCCAGUGUGCACAUUGUUCUUAUAUCUGUUACGGUGAUCUGCUGAUUUUUUGUAAGGUUACUUUUGUAUUUGAUUUGGGUUGCCAUGAACCACAUCCAUAGAAGAUAAUAAGUUUAAUAGAUUGACAGAUUUGUGCAUUCUGCGUAUUCUGGUAGCUCCACUGACAAGCUCUCUCCUAUCCCCCUCCCUUCUCCUUGGGUCUCCUUAUUCCCUGACAUACAACAAUAUAGACAUUUGCCCACUUAAUAACCCUAUAGUGGAUUCUAAGUGUUCAAGAGAAAGGAAGAAUCACAAUUUCUCCUUUAAGUCAAACACUAGAUGUGGUUAAUCUCAUCGAAAAUGACUUGCCAGAAACUGAGGUAGACUAAAAUGUAUACCGCCUUUGUCAUCAAUAAUCCAGGUUGUGAACAUAAAAGGAUAGUUCUUAAAGAAAAUGGAACAAAAGACUCUCCAGUGAAUGCCCAAAUGAAAAAAAAAAAAAGAGAGACUUAGUCUCAUUGCCUCCAAAAAGAAAGCUUUAAUCUGGAUAGAAGCUUAAACCAGACACAUUCCUGUAAGCCAAAACGUACUCCAGAGGAAGCGCUAAUACCACCUCAAUAAAAUGAGUAGUUGAGGACACUGAAGAGAAGUCAGCAGAGGCUGGAUUGUGAGCUUUAAGAAAAUAACCCUCUCUGUCUGAGGGCAAAGCUUCAGCAAGUUCUCCAGAUCUAGGUAAUACCACCAAAGGUGAACAGAUAUUCAAUGUAGAUAAAACAGGGCUUUAUGAGAAGACCAUGGCAGCUAGGACUUUCAUAGCUAGAGAGAAGUCUUCCUGGCUUCAAAGCUUCAGGCUGACUGUCUGGUUAGGAAAUAAAUACAUCUGCUGACUUUCCACUAAAGCCAAUGCUCGGUGUUAUUUACCAUUCAGAACUCCUGAUGUCCUCAAAAAUAGUUGUAAAUCUACUCUGCUUAUACGCUCUAGACAGCAAAGCCUUGUAACAUGGUUUGUUGAAUAUUUUGAGCCUAUUCUUUAGACCUGUAACUCAGAAAAAACAAUUCCUUUCAAACUAUUAGUGUUAAUGCAACCGAUCACCCAGAGUGUCAUGGGCGAUGCCAAGAGCAUGAAGGCUGUUUCCUGGAUGCUGACCCAGAAUCUAGGCUGGGGCCCGCACAUGAAGAAUGACUUUUACCCUCAAGUCUUAUUAUUCAAGAAACAUAUUUCAUGGGGCCUGUUGCCAUAGAAAUUGAUUCCUCUGAUAGAUCUAGAAAAAGUAAACAGAAAACUUCUCGAAAAAUAUUCUAAACUCUAGAUGCUGUUAAGAUCACUCCUGAUUUAUGAGAGGAGGUCAAAGUGUUGAAUUAACAGGGAUUUGGACCACAUUGGUUCCAGUGUUUCUGUGUGACCAUGUAGGAUAUACUGAUCCCAGCCCUCCUGUAUGGUUUAAGACUUCAAUGGAGGACGUACCUGCAGUUGGAUUAGAAAUGGCAAAAGAACUAGAAUUAGAAGCGGAGCUUGAAAAUAUUCUGCCGACUCAUCAAAAAUUAAGGUGAUAAAGAGUUAUUUCUUAGGAAUGAGCAAAGUCGUUUCCAGAGGUGAAGUCCAUUCCUCAUCAUGAUUCUGUGAACAUUGUGGAAAUGACCCCCAAAGGUUUAGAAUAUUACAGAACAAAGAAAUAAUAAAGCAGCAUCAAGCCUGGAAAGGGUUGACCACAAUUUUGAAAGAUGUUCAUUCUACUGUGUCUGAAAAUAGCUACAACAACCUCCCAGGCUACAGAGAGAGCUCUCGUGAGCAGCAGGGUCAACCUAUGCAUCAUACUUCAUGGCUGACUUAUUUUAAGAUAUUACCAUGACCUCCUCAACUUUCAGAAACCAUCAGCCCGGAUCACUGAGCUGCCAUCAGCCAUCAACACUGAAUGAAUACCCUCCGGUAACAAAAAAAGUUUAUGACCCACUGGUCAUUAGCAUAUUUUAGCAAUAAACUGUUUUUGUAAUUAAGGCAUGUACAAAGUUUUAUAGACAUAAUGCUGUUUCAAGCUUAAUAGACCAGAGUGUAAUAUAAACAUGACUUUAAUGGGCACUGGAUGGAAAAUCAAAAUUUGUGAGAGUCAAUUUAUUGCAAUAUUUGCUUUUUAAAUGGUGGUAGUCUGUAAAUGAAAUCAGAGGUAUAUCCCAGCUAUAUCUGUAUUUGAAGGAAAAAAAAGCAACUGGAGUUUCCUUAUUGAAUAAGUUGUUUUGUGAAGUUCCCAGUUACCAAAACUUCAAAAUAGUGUCUGAAUAUCUGGUAAAGAAAUGAUCUGGAAGAGUAUCUUAAUCCAAUGCUGGACAGUUCUGCUUACAUUUUAAGUAAAUGUGAAUUUUAUAUCUAUAAAACUAAAAAUAACAGUUGAAUCUUAUUUGUUGAAAUUGAGAAUUAAAAAUAGGGUCAAAGGAACUCCACAGCCACUGUAAGGCAAGAUUUUACAAUGCUAACAUCUGCUUCUUAUACCUCCUCUGGAUUUACUCAGUGGAUUAUGACAAAGAUUAUUCCAGCUGUGGAGGAAAAUAGUACCAUGAUCCAGGGGCAAAAAAUACUUCACUUUACAGCAAAAGAUGAACAGCCAAUUAUUCCCAUGGAUUUUAUGCUGGGUAGUGAAAUCUCAGAACUUGAAGAUGUAAUAUAGGAAACUUAUGAAAUGAUAAGGGAAAAUAUAAUUUGGAUUCCCUUCUCUGGAAUUCUAUUCAAAUGUAACUGAGACAGAUUUUUAUUCCUCUUUUUGUAAAACUUUGAUAAUUUCUUCUUUACUCAGAGGAAGAAAGCUAAUUAAUUGAAGUGGUUUCCUUUACUGUCAAAUGCCUACACUAGAAAUACAAUGAUCUGACUUAUCAUAGUUUUUCUCUACACUGAGAUCCAAAGGCUAAAACUUGUUUUGAAUGACUUGCCCAAUUUUCAGGCACCAAUAACUUUCUUACUUAGGCAGAUAAAGAGCAUUGAAGACUUUCAGCCUAUUCUAAUGAGUGAAUCCUCCCGACUUAGACAAAGUGUUCGGCACAGUGUUCACAGUCAGCUUAUGUGAUCAGAUUCAAUCACACUUCAGCUAUGACAUUCAAAGCACCCAGGUCACUGUGAUUUUGAAGCUAUUGGUUGGCAAAGCACCACAUGUUAUGUAAGAAAAAUGUAGAGAAAUGUCUGAAUUAUCGAUAUCUUCACCAUCAGUGAGUAUUGUGUUCUUAAAUCUUACUCACACAGAGGAGCCAUUUUGGUCCCUACCAUUUCUCUUAGUUGUUUAUGGUCUCCCAGUAGGCAUACCACAAUCCCAUAUACUAUUUUUCCCCCAUAUACUAUUGCUAUUGCUACUAUUUAGUGUCACACUUACACAAUUGUGAACAGAAUGGACUUUUGAACUUCUGUGUUUUUUGUUUAAGUGAUGUCUUGUGGGAGAGGUGAAAUAAUAUAGAUGAAUGCUUGAAUUAUGAUUAUUUUAAAACUAACAUAUUUGUUGUGGCCAAAAUACUAACAAUAAGC
Messenger RNA from Perognathus longimembris pacificus (Pacific pocket mouse), 4964 nucleotides. RefSeq names its product cysteine and tyrosine rich 1 (gene Cyyr1). Lineage: Eukaryota; Metazoa; Chordata; Mammalia; Rodentia; Heteromyidae. The transcript is spliced from 4 exons. The record is from RefSeq and is a predicted model, not a curated record. Bases 350 to 910 code for a protein of 186 amino acids.